GUGUGCGCGCGUUAGUGUGAGUGUGUGUAAAGAGUGAGUGAGCUCGGGUGUGUGUUCAUUAGCUCAUCAUGGCGUUCACAUUCGCAGCCUUCUGCUACAUGCUGGCCUUGCUUCUCACGGCGGCUCUCAUAUUUUUCGCGAUAUGGCACAUAAUCGCGUUCGAUGAGCUGAAGACCGACUACAAGAAUCCUAUAGACCAGUGCAACACGUUAAACCCGCUGGUGUUGCCGGAGUAUCUGAUCCACGUGUUCUUCUGUGUGAUGUUCCUUUGCGCCGCUGAGUGGCUCACGCUCGGACUCAACAUGCCCCUGCUGGCCUAUCACGUCUGGAGGUACAUGAGUCGUCCCGUGAUGAGUGGUCCGGGCCUGUAUGAUCCCACCACCAUAAUGAAUGCUGAUAUUUUGGCUUACUGUCAGAAAGAAGGCUGGUGUAAACUCGCCUUCUACCUUCUCUCCUUCUUCUACUAUCUCUAUGGGAUGAUCUACGUCUUGGUUAGCUCUUAAUCUGGACACUGCUGGUUUGGAGAGACGCACAGGCUGGAACAUGAGUCGCACUAGCAGAGCUGAGUUUGGACUGAAUUUGGCCACCUCUCCCAGUGCAGUGCGGUUCUGUUCCAAACGGACACCUUCAUCACCCGGGGGGGGGGGCAAACCUGGACACAAGCGGCCACCACUGCCCCCACACGUACACACAUUACGCAUACAGUACGACAUGAACUAUUACAACACUAGCUCAGACCAACUCCCCACUUCUUAUUGCUGUUUGUUUUUAUUUCUAUCGAGUGCUCUUUGAUACUUCUAACUGAAAUAAAGGCAUUUGUUUUUUUUCCCUCCUUUAUUUUUGACAUUGUUUACUAAAAAUGCUGUGUUAGCCUUUCAAUAAGUUGUUUUGUCAGACAGUAGCUGUUCUGGUUUGUUGUGUGCCAAGUUAAGUUCCUCCUGAUGCGCUCAUUUCACCUGUCGGUCGGUAGAGUGCUUGGUCCCCUGGCGUUGCUGUUUAGCGCUGGGCUGUUUUCACUGUUCGCAGCAGAAUGCAUGAGUUAAUUAGCGCUAAUGAUGAUUUGACGGCUCUCAAAGCUUUUCAGGUUGCAAAGAUCUGUGCUUUUAAAUGUGUUCUGGAUUUAAAUGAGUUAUUGCUGUGAUUUUAUUUCUCAUUAUUUUUUUGUUUUUGUUGUCUUUCACACGAAAGCCGAAUGUGUGGACGCUCUGAUGAAGCUCUGCCAUCCUGAUGGUGGUGUUGUGUUUAACGUCCAGCAGGGUUUAUAAUGUUCUCGUUUAAAGUGGUAGUUUAGCAGAUAAAUGACAACAGUUUCACCCCUUUAUCCAAAACGUAGUCUGUCAGCUCAGACAGGUUCAGGAUCUGAAGUUUGCUUCUUCAGUUUUUCCACUCAGGCUACAAAGCUAAUGUAGCUAAUACAAAACAAUGCUUAAAGGCAUCAGUUACCAUCGUGCUAGCUGGACUCCUUAGUUUAGUGACAUAUUCAGUCCAUGUUUAUAGAUACCAGCGAGUCACACAGAGUCAGAAACCACAGAAUCGAUUCUAUUAGAGACACUGAACUCCACACGCUUUUAAACGAGUGCGUGAUGCUAACUGGUGGGUUUUGAGCUUCUAUGACUUGUUAGCUGCAUUAGCCUCUUUAGCUUCAUCACUAGUGCCAAAGCUAAAGAAGCGCCAAGCAGGUCUCGACUGCUCAGCUACACCUGGGGGAGAAAACUGCUCACUUAAAAAUGUGGCUCUGUUCAGAACCAUGACUUAUACGCUUAAAUUCUUUCUGCAUUAAACAGUUCUUCAGAUUAAUGUAGCACCAAAAAGGGUUCUGCUAUUAUGAUGUGAAGCUUGUAACAAUAGAAGAACCCAUUUUGCUAUAUAGAACCAAUUUCCAUCAAUCUGAAGAACCAAUUCACCAUGCAUAAGCAUGAAAAUGGUUCUUUGAGUGUUCAGGGUUCUAUAUAGAACCAUUGUCUUUACUAAAGAACCUUUGAAGAACCAUAUUUUUGUGUGAGGGUAAAUAUAGUUGUAAUUUUUUUGCCAAACUAUCACUUUAAAGUCCCAGUCAGGAAUUUUCAGGCCAGUUUCUUUGGCAUUUCAGCUCCACCCAACACGAACAGGUCAUCUAUAAUCAGCGGUUUGUGCGUUUAUGCUUUAUGUUCCUGAUCGAGGCUUUAAUUUCGCUUUUUGAAGUUCAGAUUGUCUCUUCUACUCAGUUCCUCAAGCUGGUGACACUCCAGGCAAAAAACCAUUUAAAAUACAUAUUCAACAAGACUGAGGUGUGACUGAGAUGUGAUGUUCUGCCUGAAUUGAUUUAAUUUAAUCUUCUCACAAAGUGCGAAUCAGUCUCAUACUGUAGAAAUGAGAUGAGUAAAGCUCGGCUGCGUAGUUUCUGAUGUGUGAAGAGGUUUGUGUGUGACUGAGCUGGUGGAGUGUGUGUGUGUGUGUGUGUUUGAGAGUGUAUGAAGGGUGUGUGUCUGUGCCUCUUGAGCUAGAAAUGAGCUGUUCACCCCUCAAUCCACCACAAGACGAAAAUGACAAUAAAGUGAUUCCACCGUCUUUAACAUGCA
Molecule: messenger RNA, 2558 nt
Organism: Colossoma macropomum (tambaqui)
Lineage: Eukaryota; Metazoa; Chordata; Actinopteri; Characiformes; Serrasalmidae
Gene: cnih1
Product: cornichon family AMPA receptor auxiliary protein 1
Exons: 5
Coding region: 69-503 (144 amino acids)
Biological process (GO): vesicle-mediated transport
Source: RefSeq, a predicted model, not a curated record